Ambispora gerdemannii is the source of this 240-nucleotide messenger RNA. The record is from the annotation of a GenBank genome assembly. Lineage: Eukaryota; Fungi; Glomeromycota; Glomeromycetes; Archaeosporales; Ambisporaceae.
AUGAUCCAAACUCCAACUCAUGGCAAAAUAUCAAAAAUCAACUGCAACAUACUACAUCAAUUGAACUCUUCACUGAUGGUUCCAUACAAAAAAUGCACUCCUCCAACAUUAUCUCUGGAACCGCCUGGACAAAUUGGCCUUCAACAAUUUCUCUCCAACAUUCCUUAUUAUCCUGCACAUCUACUACUGAAUCUGAAACAUACGCUCUUCUUACAAUCACUGAACAUCUCCCUCACAAUU